Tribolium castaneum (red flour beetle) is the source of this 432-nucleotide messenger RNA. RefSeq lists its product as hypothetical. The coding region runs from base 80 to 391 and encodes 103 amino acids. Lineage: Eukaryota; Metazoa; Arthropoda; Insecta; Coleoptera; Tenebrionidae. The transcript has 4 exons. The record is from RefSeq and is a predicted model, not a curated record.
UAAAACCAGAAUUGAAUACUUCUGUAUAAAUAUGACUCUUGGUGUUACAAAUUAAUCAGUUUUCUUUAGAAAACAAAAAAUGAAAAUUUGUUUCUGCUUUCUACUACUUGGUGUUGUCACCACAACCAUAGCCCAGAAGCACAACCAUGUCGGGUUUCUUGACUAUGCCUAUACGUACGACAAGAAAAACUACCCUGAUCUAGAGAAGCAUUCGUGCCGAAUGGCCGAUGACGUCUUCUAUCGCAGUCUCAAUACAAAGUCGCCGCUAAUCCAUGCCCUAAGAUCUCUGCCUGAUGCUAAACCAGUUGCAAGUGAUAAACUAACAGCUGCCGCGCAACCUGCAGCUAACGCUAAACCCGCAGCUGACGGAAAAGCACCUGCACCGAAAUAAAAAUACAAAAACAGAAAACAAAUAAACAAACUAUUGAUUUA